Molecule: messenger RNA, 2389 nt
Organism: Lolium rigidum
Lineage: Eukaryota; Viridiplantae; Streptophyta; Magnoliopsida; Poales; Poaceae
Product: DEAD-box ATP-dependent RNA helicase 25-like
Exons: 10
Coding region: 47-1816 (589 amino acids)
Cellular component (GO): chloroplast
Molecular function (GO): nucleic acid binding; ATP binding; RNA helicase activity
Source: RefSeq, a predicted model, not a curated record
CUCAGGCAGAACCUCCAGAACCCUACGCCCCAGCCACUCACCGGAGAUGGCCGGCGGUGAUAUCCUGCUCCGCGCCCAUGGAGGACUCCCCGUCCUCGCGAGGGCUUCUCCCUGCCACCUCCGCCUCCGCGUUACAGCCAGCGUCCGCCGCAUCGCCGCUCCCCUGGCCGCCGCCAAGGUCGACAUCGCCGACGUCGUCAGCCAGCUCAGGUCGGGGAGCGCCCGCGGCGCCGCCGACCCCAAGAGGCAGCGGAGGGUCGCGGAGGACGGCCUAGGGUUCCCUAGGGUUGUCGCGGGCAGGAGAAGGGGCGUCCGCGAGGAGGAAGGGGAAGGGGAACCUCUGGGCUUCGAUGCGGAGAAGAGCGGGGGCGAGGCGGGAGGCGUGGAUGGCUCCUACCUCAGCGAGACAAGGUUUGAUCAAUGUGAUAUUUCUCCAUUUUCGUUGAAAGGCAUCAAAGAUGCUGGAUAUGGAAAGAUGACCCAGGUUCAGGAAGCAACUCUGCCAGUAAUCCUUCAAGGCAAAGAUGUUCUUGCAAAAGCGAAGACAGGGACAGGAAAAACCGUUGCCUUUUUGCUGCCAGCCAUUGAGGUUCUCUCUACAUUAUCCACUUCUCAGCGGACUCAGUUGCGGUCGUCUAUAAAUUGUCUUGUGAUGUGCCCUACUAGAGAACUGGCAAACCAAGUGGCUGUUGAGGCCAAAAAGCUUCUCAAGUAUCAUCGCUCCCUAGGUGUUCAGGUUGUAAUUGGUGGGACACGAAUAACUCAAGAGCAACGGAACUUGCAAGCUAACCCAUGUCAGAUUCUUGUUGCUACACCAGGAAGGCUUAAGGAUCAUCUUGAGAACACGCCAGGUUUUUCUACCCGGCUUAAAGGCGUGAAGGUUCUUGUUCUUGAUGAAGCUGACCGCCUACUGGAUAUGGGAUUCAGAAGAGAUAUUGAGAAAAUCAUGGCAGCCACUCCUAAAGAUCGACAGACACUGCUGUUUUCUGCUACUGUUCCAGAAGAGGUCCGGCAAAUUUGUCAUGUAGCAAUGAAGAAGGACUAUAAGUUCAUUAACACUGUUAAAGAGGGUGAUGAGGAGACACAUUCACAGGUUAGCCAGAUGUAUAUGGUUGCACCGCUAGAUCUGCAAUUUUCUAUAUUAUAUGAUGUAUUGAAGAAGCAUGUCUCAGAAGAUGCAGACUACAAAGUGAUUAUAUUCUGUACAACCGCAAUGGUCACAAAACUGGUUGCUGAAGUUCUCUCCCAGCUGAAACUGAAUAUAAGAGAGAUUCAUUCCAGAAAGUCACAAUCUGCGAGGACUAAGGUCUCAGAUGAAUUCAGAAGGUCAAAGGGUGUGAUACUAGUUAGCUCUGAUGUAUCAGCUCGUGGUGUUGAUUAUCCUGAUGUCACCCUUGUCAUACAGGUUGGGAUUCCUGCUGGUAGAGAACAGUAUAUACACAGAAUUGGUAGGACAGGACGGAAAGGCAAGGAAGGGCAGGGCCUCUUACUGUUGGCUCCCUGGGAAAGUCAUUUUCUUACUAGCGUUAAAGAUUUGUCAGUGUCAGAGGCUGUGACACCUUCAGUUGAUUCAAGCAUUCAAACGGAUGUGAAAGGUGCACUCAGAAGAGUAGAGAUGAAGACAAAGGAAUCAGCCUACCAGGCAUGGUUAGGGUACUACAACUCGAACAAGACCAUUGGCGGUAACAAGUCCAGGCUUGUUACUCUUGGUGAAGAGUUUAGCAGGAGCAUGGGGCUUGCUGUCCCACCAGCCAUACCCAAACUCAUUCUUCGGAAGAUGGGUCUCAGCAAGGUUCCUGGCUUUCGGUCUACAUAAUCUGAUCUCCACGGUCAAGCCGGACUUUUAUGCUAGAACAGACUACGACGGGACCAGCCAGAAUGCUCUUGGUCUGGUAAGCUAUUACUUUGCUCCUACUGUACCUCAGUGCUGCGGAUAUUGGGGAUUUGCAGAUUGAUCUGCCCGAGGGUGGUCAGAGCUUGAACAAUGAACACUAGGAUGACUUCCCUCCGAGUUCAGAAGUCUUUUUGAAGCCAAAUGUUGACCGAUUCGCUACCCACACAGGAUGGGUUCAGACAGACCCAUUGAUUCAUCAUGUAAAGCAACAGACUGAACAAUUUAGUGACCUGAUAGCCAUAUGUUCAGACCCAUUUUGACAAAUGUAUUUUGCAUUGUACCACAGGGCACCAGAUAGUUAGUACACCCAGUUGGUACGAUAUGUAUCAGCUAUAGUAUCAUAUUUCUAGCUGUUGUAUGGAAGCAGGAGUUUUUUUGUAAUAGGUAUUACACUGCAAUAGUGCAGCAGUGCCUGACUGCCUGCGGCUGGGUUUCGGAUCAGUGUGAUGUAGUGUGAAUCUCCUAAAAAUGCAUUUACCAGCAUACUCAGUUCCA